Cylicocyclus nassatus is the source of this 5841-nucleotide messenger RNA. Lineage: Eukaryota; Metazoa; Nematoda; Chromadorea; Rhabditida; Strongylidae. The record is from the annotation of a GenBank genome assembly.
CUCAGUAAGCUGAAGGACGCCAUCAGAGAUCAGCCAGCAUGGCUCUUGUCGGUAUAGACUUUCGAGCUCCUCUGCGGCAAGUGAAAAGAGUGCAGUUUGGUAUUCUUGGGCCAGAUGAAAUCAAACGCAUGUCCGUUGGUGAAAUCGAAUUCCCCGAAAUAUACGAAAAUGGUAAACCCAAAAAAGGUGGUUUGAUGGAUCCACGGCAAGGUGUCAUAGAUAGGAGAGGAAGAUGCAUGACCUGUGCUGGAAAUCUUGCAGAUUGUCCAGGGCAUUUCGCCCAUUUAGAGCUUGCUAGACCUGUAUUUCACAUAGGCUUUCUUACAAAAACAUUGAAGGUUCUUCGUUGUGUUUGCUUUUACUGCAGUAAACUGCUUUUGGAUAAAGAUAAUCAGCGUGUCAAAGACAUACUCAGAAAAACACAAGGCAAUCCCCGACGAAGGCUUGCCUUAAUAUACGAUAUUUGUAAAUCAAAAGUUGUUUGUGAUGGUGGAAAUGAAAUUGAAAAUCAGAACCCAGAGGAGGGAGGAGAGGAUGGUGAAAAAAUCAUAAAAGCAAGCGGCUGCGGCCGAUAUCAACCUUCAUAUCGUCGUACCGGUAUAGAUAUCAAUGCAGAAUGGAAGAAGAAUGUGAAUGAAGAUACGCAGGAGAGGAAAAUUGUGCUCACUGCUGAGAGAGCUCUAGAGAUAUUCAAACAGAUAUCCGAUGAAGACUGUCUCAUUCUUGGUAUGGAUCCGCGGUUUGCUCGCCCUGAUUGGAUGAUCUGUACAGUCUUACCUGUUCCUCCCCUUGCCGUUCGUCCUGCUGUCGUUACUUUCGGAUCUGCGCGUAAUCAAGAUGAUUUAACGCAUAAGCUUUCCGAUAUUAUCAAAACGAACAUACAACUGCGAAAUAACGAAGCUAAUGGAGCAGCCGCUCACGUCUUGGCUGAUGAUGUAAAGCUACUGCAAUAUCAUGUGGCAACAUUGGUGGACAAUUGCAUACCAGGACUUCCAACGGCGACACAAAAAGGUGGAAGACCUCUAAAGUCUAUAAAGCAGCGUUUGAAAGGGAAAGAGGGUAGGAUUCGAGGAAAUCUUAUGGGUAAGCGUGUUGACUUUUCGGCGCGUACUGUCAUCACAGCCGAUCCUAACUUACCCAUUGAUACUGUCGGCGUUCCUCGCACCAUCGCACAGAACCUGACUUUCCCAGAAAUUGUCACACCUUUCAACAUUGACAAGCUCCAAGAACUUGUAAAUCGAGGAGAUUCUCAAUACCCUGGAGCAAAAUAUAUCAUUCGUGAAAAUGGGGCUCGUGUUGAUCUUCGAUAUCACCCGCGAGCUGCCGAUCUUCAUCUCCAACCGGGCUACAGAGUUGAACGGCACAUGCGCGACGGUGAUAUAAUUGUUUUCAAUCGACAGCCAACGCUGCACAAAAUGUCCAUGAUGGGACACAGAGUGAAAAUACUUCCAUGGUCUACAUUCCGAAUGAAUCUUUCCGUGACUACUCCGUACAAUGCUGAUUUCGACGGAGAUGAAAUGAAUCUGCAUUUACCACAAUCUUUGGAGACUAGAGCGGAGAUCGAGGAGAUUGCAAUGGUGCCAAGGCAACUUAUCACUCCACAGUCAAAUAAACCUGUGAUGGGCAUCGUGCAAGAUACUUUGUGUGCAGUGCGAAUGAUGACCAAGCGAGAUGUUUAUAUUGACUAUCCACGUAUGAUGGAUCUACUCAUGUAUUUACCAACUUGGGAGGGUAAAGUUCCACAGCCAGCCAUUAUGAAACCGAAACCAUUGUGGACCGGAAAGCAGCUUUUCUCGCUUAUCAUUCCCGGAAACGUUAAUGUGUUGAGAACACAUAGCACCCAUCCAGACGACGAAGACAGCGGUCCUUAUAAAUGGAUAUCUCCCGGUGAUACGAAGGUGUUGGUCGAACAUGGAGAGCUGAUUUCUGGCAUUAUUUGCUCAAAAACAGUUGGGCGUUCAGCUGGUAAUCUUCUUCACGUCGUUGCUCUUGAGCUUGGACAUGAGGUGGCCGCUAAAUUUUAUUCACACAUUCAAACCGUCAUAAAUGCUUGGUUACUGGGAGAGGGCCACACUAUCGGCAUAGGAGAUACCAUCGCCGAUCAAGCCACAUAUCGGGACAUCCAGGAUUCAAUCCGAAAAGCGAAGCUUGAUGUGAUUGACGUCAUUGAAAAGGCUCACAAUGAUGAUCUUGAACCAACGCCUGGUAAUACACUACGUCAGACUUUUGAAAAUAAAGUGAACAGAAUUUUGAAUGACGCUCGUGAUAAAACAGGAAGCUCAGCCCAAAAGUCCCUUUCCGAUUUCAACAACUUCAAGUCCAUGGUAGUGUCUGGUUCGAAAGGAUCGAAAAUUAAUAUUUCACAGGUUAUUGCUUGUGUCGGUCAACAGAACGUUGAAGGAAAACGUAUUCCAUUCGGUUUCCGUCAUCGAACCUUGCCGCAUUUCAUCAAGGAUGACUAUGGACCAGAAUCGAAAGGGUUUGUGGAGAACUCGUAUCUUGCUGGACUGACUCCUGCUGAAUUCUUCUUCCACGCUAUGGGAGGUCGUGAAGGUCUAAUUGAUACCGCCGUAAAAACGGCCGAAACUGGAUACAUCCAGCGUCGUUUGAUCAAAGCUAUGGAGAGCGUCAUGGUCAAUUACGAUGGGACGGUGCGAAACUCUUUAGCACAGAUGAUCCAGCUUAGGUACGGGGAGGACGGUUUAGAUGGAAUGUGGGUAGAAAAUCAAAGCAUGCCCACUAUGAAGCCAACGAAUGCGUUGUUUGAGCGAGAUUUCAAGAAUGACCUCUCAGACGAAAAGACUCUAAGAAAAUAUUAUACGGAGGAUCUGGUUCGCGAGUUGCAGUCCUCUCCUGAGGCUACCAAGGAGCUGGAAGCUGAAUUCUUGCAACUGGAGGAAGAUCGACGUUUGCUUCGAAAAAUAUUCCCAACUGGUGAUGCUAAGAUCGUGUUGCCUUGUAACCUUCAACGACUGAUAUGGAAUGCUCAGAAGAUUUUCCAUGUUGAAACAAGGAAGGCAACAAGCUUAAGUCCUUUGCAUGUCAUAGACGGAGUGCGAAAACUAUCAAAAAAAUUGAUUAUCGUUUCUGGCGAAGAUAAAAUCUCGAAACAGGCUCAGUACAACGCUACUUUGCUCAUGAACAUCCUGAUUCGGUCAACUCUGUGCUCGAAAAAGAUGGCAUCAACUCAUAAACUAAAUAUGGAGGCAUUUGACUGGCUGAUUGGUGAAAUCGAGACUCGAUUCCAACAAGCUAUUGCGCAGCCAGGUGAAAUGGUUGGAGCACUUGCUGCUCAAUCGCUUGGAGAGCCUGCUACUCAAAUGACUUUGAACACUUUCCACUACGCCGGUGUAUCUGCAAAGAACGUAACCCUUGGUGUACCGCGGUUGAAGGAAAUCAUCAAUGUUUCGAAGCAGCUAAAAACUCCGUCUUUGACUGUGUUCCUGCAAGGAGCUGCUGCCAAAGAUGCUGAAAAGGCUAAGGAUGUGUUAUGCCGACUUGAGCACACAACCCUCAAAAAGGUUGUAUCAAAUACGGCCAUCUAUUAUGAUCCCGAUCCAAAGAACACUUGCAUCGAGGAAGAUGAGGAAUGGGUCAGCAUUUUUUACGAAAUGGCUGAUUUUGACCCAAGCAGGGCAUCACCAUGGGUCCUGCGACUGGAGCUCGAUAGGAAAAGGAUGACUGAUAAGAAGUUGAGCAUGGAGCAUAUUGCCGACAAGAUUCAGCAAGGAUUUGGAGAUGACUUGAAUGUCAUCUACACCGAUGACAAUGCAGACAAGCUCGUAUUCAGACUGCGCAUCACGAAUCAGCCCUCCGACAAAAGUGCUGAGGUCGAACAAAUUGAUAAGAUGGAAGAUGAUGUAUUCCUGCGUUGUAUCGAGUCUAAUAUGCUCUCAGAUCUUACUCUGCAAGGUAUUGGAUCGAUUUCCAAAGUUUACAUGCAUAAGCCUACGACGGACGACAAAAAGCGUGUUGUGAUCACACCGGAGGGUGGUUUUAAAGCAAUCUCCGAAUGGCUUCUUGAAACCGACGGAACCGCGCUUUUGAGGGUUUUGUCGGAGCAGCACAUCGAUCCUGUACGGACUACGUCAAACGAUAUAUGCGAAAUCUUUGAGGUGCUGGGAAUCGAAGCUGUACGUAAGGCAAUUGAGCGUGAGAUGAAUAAUGUCAUCUCUUUUGACGGCUCUUAUGUCAACUAUCGGCAUCUUGCUCUCCUUUGUGAUGUGAUGACGGCUAAAGGUCAUCUUAUGGCUAUCACUCGUCACGGAAUUAAUAGACAAGAGGUCGGAGCUCUUAUGCGUUGUUCAUUCGAAGAAACCGUUGAUAUACUCAUGGAAGCGGCUGUGCACGCUGAAGUGGAUCCUGUCAAGGGUGUUUCCGAGAACAUCAUGCUUGGGCAACUUGCAAAAGCGGGAACCGGUGCAUUUGACCUUGUUCUGGAUGCGGAGAAAUGCAAGUACGGCAUCGAGGUCUCCACAAUGAUGGGCAUGUAUGGAGGAGUAGGACAGUUUGGAGCUGCUCAUAGUCCGGCAAGCUCUUCGAUGUCCCCAAUCCAAACUCCUUGGAAUGGAGGAAUGACUCCUGGAUAUGGAGCUGCUUGGUCUCCCAUUGGAAGUGGUAUGACGCCUGGAGCAGCUGGCUUCUCUCCUUCUGGUCAUUCGGAGACGGGUAUGUCCCCGGGCUAUGGCGGUGAAGGUGGAUGGUCGCCGACGUCCCCUGGCGAUCCCCUUGGUGGAAUGUCUCCAUCAGGGGCAACGCCACGCUAUGGUGGUGCUAUGUCACCAGGUUAUUCUCCUACAAGUCCAAGUGCUUUUGGAGCGCAAAGUCCGAGUUAUUCACCGACGAGUCCUCAUUACUCGCCGACAUCGCCAUCAUAUUCUCCGACAUCACCUAGCUAUAGUCCGACUAGUCCAAGUUAUUCACCCACCUCUCCAUCGUACUCUCCUACAUCACCAUCCUACUCUCCAACAUCUCCAAGUUACAGCCCAACUAGUCCCAGUUACUCCCCAACAUCUCCAUCGUAUUCCCCAACUAGUCCGGGCUAUUCACCGAGCAGUCCUAGGUACUCUCCAACAUCUCCCACAUAUAGUCCUACCAGUCCUACAUACUCGCCCACUUCGCCCACUUAUUCACCGACCUCACCCACAUACAGUCCGACGAGUCCCAGCUAUGGUGGCAGCGGAUACAGCCCGUCAAGUCCUCGGUACUCGCCGACAUCACCCACUUACUCCCCUACGAGCCCGACAUACAGUCCAACGUCGCCCCAGUACAGUCCCAGCAGUCCGCAGUAUUCUCCGUCGUCGCCGCAGUAUUCUCCGAGUUCUCCAAGACCAGAUGCGUCGCCCUCUUACUCUCCAUCCUCUCCUCAGUACAGUCCAACAUCGCCAGUAUACACUCCAAGUAGUCCUCAGUAUUCUCCGAGUUCACCUCAGUACACUCCAUCUGGAAACCCUGCUUCACCAGUGUAUUCUCCAUCAUCGCCACAGUACAGUCCCAGUUCUCCUCAGUAUAGCCCUAGUUCGCCAAACUAUACUCCUUCUUCUCCAUAUUCUCCCAACUAUGAUCCUGACAACUACAGUUAAUUUUCACCGUUUUCUGUUUAAUUGUUUUGUACAAACAUAUGCUGUGUUAUGCUCGUUGCGUAGUGUAGAAGUUCUUGACUAGGGAAGCUUUUUCUGUAAAUUUUGAAUGUAAGAAGGUCAUAAAAAUUGUAUAAUUAUUUGUCUAUAUAUAAAAUGCUCGGGUUGGUAGAGUUUUCAGAAAAAAAUUGUUUCAGUCGCAGUUGUCGGUAGAGAACCUUUUAUUGUAUUAUUUGUUUUUUUUUCUUCUUUGUAAUAAAUA